UAGUUCCAAGGUCACUCACUACAAACACAAGGAAAAUGGGAACCAUUAAUACAAAUGAAAUGGCAGGAACAACCAAACCUGAGUUUAAUUCUAUAUUGAGUGAACGCAAAGCAUUUGAUGAAACAAAAGAUGGUGUGAAAGGGCUUGCUGAUGCUGGUGUGAAGAAGGUUCCUAGCUUAUUCCAUCAUCAACAUGACAAAUAUGAGAAGGCCUCAAAUUUAGGCAACAAAGGCCAUAAUAUUCCAGUCAUAGACCUUUCCGAUAUUGACAAAGAUCUAAGUAAGCAUCAAGGGAUUGUUGACAUAGUCAAGGAAGCAUCAGAAACAUGGGGUUUCUUUCAGGUGGUGAAUCAUGGCAUCCCUGUAAGUGUUUUUGAGGAGAUGAAAAAUGGGGUGCAAAGAUUUUAUGAGCAGGAUAAUGAAACCAAAAAACAAUUCUAUACGCGAGAUAGGUCAAGAUCCUUUGUGUACAAUAGCAAUUUUGAUCUUUAUAGCUCACCAGCACUCAAUUGGAGAGAUACCUUUAUCUGUUACUUGUCUCCUGACAUCAUCAAACCACAAGAUUUUCCUUUAGUAUGCAGGGACAUUCUAUUGGAGUAUGGGAAACACAUAAUGAAACUGGGGACUUUGCUGUUUGAAUUGUUAUCAGAAGCUUUAGGUUUGAAUCCUAACCAUUUGAAAGACAUGGGAUGUGCUGAAGGGCUUGUUGCUCUUGGCCAUUAUUAUCCUGCUUGUCCUGAACCACAUUUGACUAUGGGAACCACCAAGCACUCUGACAAUGAUUUCCUCACAGUGCUUCUUCAAGACCAUGUUGGUGGCCUCCAAGUACUUUACCAAAAUAAGUGGAUUCAUAUCACACCUAUUCCUGGGGCUCUAGUAGUCAAUAUUGGUGAUCUUCUGCAGCUGAUAACAAAUGAUAGAUUCAAGAGUGUUGAACACAGAGUAACAGCCAAUCAUGUUGGUCCAAGAAUAUCUGUUGCAUGCUUUUUUUGCACUGGUGUGAUGGCAUCCACAAAGCCUUAUGGGCCUAUAAAGCAAUUGUUAUCAGAAGAUAAUCCCCCAAAAUACAGGGAAACAACAGUUUCUGACUACGUAGCCUACUUUGAUGCAAAAGGACUUGAUGGCACCAGUGCUCUAACACAUUACAGGAUUUGAACUACAAAGUGUAGACCAAAAAGUAAUUACAUUACUCUCAUGGGCAUAAAUAAUUAGUCUUUUUAAUCUACUAUGCUAUAACUAUUAAAAUCUGUACUCACUGCAAAAAGUAUGGAGUCAAAUUAAGCAUUUUAUUAUCUAAGGAUUCUGUGUAUCUUAUGGUCCUUCAACCAAUGAAGAGCAUUCCUUGAUUGGC
This is a messenger RNA of Abrus precatorius (Indian licorice), 1350 nucleotides long. RefSeq names its product 1-aminocyclopropane-1-carboxylate oxidase homolog 1-like. Lineage: Eukaryota; Viridiplantae; Streptophyta; Magnoliopsida; Fabales; Fabaceae. The coding region runs from base 36 to 1154 and encodes 372 amino acids. The record is from RefSeq and is a predicted model, not a curated record. The transcript has 3 exons.